Molecule: messenger RNA, 981 nt
Organism: Chenopodium quinoa (quinoa)
Lineage: Eukaryota; Viridiplantae; Streptophyta; Magnoliopsida; Caryophyllales; Amaranthaceae
Exons: 5
Coding region: 320-679 (119 amino acids)
Source: RefSeq, a predicted model, not a curated record
UUUUCCACAUUCAAUUCGCACCCCCCUCGUUGUCGCCUACCUUCCCCAUAGCUGUACGUCCUCCAUCGAAGCGCAUUCUGGGCUUUCUCACCUCCAUUGCCGCAACUCGUCUCUUUCUCUCCAUAGCUCUCCUCCAUUAAAGCGCAUUCUGCUGAGCUUUCUCACCUCCAUUGAAGCGCAUUCUGAGCUUUCCAACUCCAUUGUAGCAGCUUCGAGGUCCAGUGUAAUGUCUUUGAGGGUGCUAAAGGUGAAGUUUAUUUGACUUCUGCAGGAGGUUGAGGGAGCUUCCUGGUGGAAGAAUUGAGAGUGCGGCGUUGGGAUGGAAAGCAAUUAUCCCAAGGGUGGAAAUCAAUUUCCUUUUCAAGCUGUCAAUGGAAUUAGCCAGAUUUCUUUUAGUGUCGACGAAAGUGUGACACCCAAGAAGCCUACCUCUCUGCCAGAGGUAGCAAAGCAACGUGAAUUGAGUGGCACUCUAGAAGCUGAGGCAGACUCAAAGAUCAAAAAGGGACUGUCGUAUGGCAAGUGCAAGGAACUCAGUGGAAAUAACAUUUUUGGCCCACCUCCGGAAAAUCAUCCUCGAUCAUUGGCUGUUGCACGUUCAUUGGAGUCAAAAGAAAAGGACAUGGGUGAGCCAGCACCAAGAGCUUCACAACCAGAAGUUCCAAGAGCUGACAGGUAAAACACCAACAACCAGUACCAGGCAGGCACAACACCACCACCACCAGACAAUAGCUAACAGCCAGCAGAUAGCCGAAAGGCUUUGCAAAACCAGGCCAGCAACCAAACAGCAGUAUCACAGCAGGUGAAAAAGCAGGCAACAGAACCAGCAGCCUGAACCAAACCUAAGCAGCCAGAAACAGAAAGCAGUAGCCAGCAACAGCUACUCCAGACCUUGAUUCUGUAUUUUUGUUUUCUUCAGUUUUUUAAAGUGUAAUAUUACAAGUUAUUGAAGAAAAUAUAUGUGUUUUAUGUAUAUUAUGA